This is a messenger RNA of Zingiber officinale, 1377 nucleotides long. RefSeq names its product B-box zinc finger protein 22-like. The transcript is spliced from 3 exons. NCBI's taxonomy places the organism in Eukaryota, Viridiplantae, Streptophyta, Magnoliopsida, Zingiberales, Zingiberaceae. Gene Ontology annotation, molecular function: zinc ion binding. Gene Ontology annotation, biological process: regulation of DNA-templated transcription; photomorphogenesis. Gene Ontology annotation, cellular component: nucleus. The record is from RefSeq and is a predicted model, not a curated record. Bases 202 to 1119 code for a protein of 305 amino acids.
CGAUGGGCGAUUUUUGUAGCCGCCGAAGUGGGAGCGCUCGCGCGAGCGUGACAGUCUGCGUUGUUUCUCCACAAAAUCCCUAAAAGCAAAAUUUGAAGAGAUUAGGAAGAGCAUCGAAUUCUUUAUGCCCUUCCAUCUUCCUUGUUGGAGAUCCCCCGAGGGAUAAGAGGGUUUGGUCGAUUGAUUGGCGGGAGGGGAGCGAUGAAGAUCCAGUGUAAUGCGUGCGGGGCGGCGGAGGCGGUGGUGCUCUGCUGCGCGGACGAGGCGGCGCUUUGCUGGGCCUGCGAUGAGAGGGUGCACGCGGCCAACAAGCUCGCGGGGAAGCACCAGAGGGUGCCGCUGCUCUCCGAUGGGGCCGGUGGAGGCGGCAGUUCUUCCUCUCGCGGCGUUCCCAAGUGCGAUAUCUGCCAGGAAGCUUCUGGUUACUUCUUUUGCUUGGAAGAUCGUGCUUUGCUUUGCAGGAAAUGUGAUGUUGCUAUACACAGGACAAACCCAUAUGUGUCUGCUCACCAGAGAUUUUUACUAACAGGGGUGCGAGUAGGCCUUGACCCCGCUGAACCGGCUGCUCCUCUUGUGGACCCACAAUUUCAUGUUUCAGGAAGGCCUGUAAGAUCACAAUCCAAACAAUUGCCCAGCAACAGUAAUCCUGUGGUAUCCCAUGACACUGAUGGAGUGCUAUCUAGUCAAAUGCCCAAGGAUGGAGGUGUAGUGGCAAAUAAGGCCCCAGUCUUAGGGUUCAAUAUGCCUGGGAGUAUAUUGGAUUGGCCUUUAGAUGAGUUCUUUAGCUUCCCAGAGUUUAACCAAGCUUUUGGUUUCACUGAGCAUAAUUCUUCGAAGGCUGACAGUGGAAAGAUUGGAAGCUCUGAAGGAUCAUCACUUCAUCGCACCACUGACGAUGAUGUAGACGAUAGUGAAUGCUUAGGGCAGCUGGUUCCUGAGUACCCAUGGAGAGUUCCAGAAAUUCCUUCCCCACCAACUGCAUCCGGACUCAGCUGGCAAAGGAUCCGCCAUUAUCCUGCUGCAUCUGAUUCUGUUUUUGUACCUGACAUAUGCUCUUUCCAUGAUCCUACCUAUCCCACUCCGAUACCUCAAAAGCGCAGUCAGCGUCGGCCAGGAUAAUGAAUCUUGGAGGUGACUCAGAAAAGUUUGGGGCCAGCUUAGUUAUGUAAGAAUGCAUAUUGCCGAAGAUAUAUAACUUAGAUCCAGCAGUUAUGUUAUUUGAUGUUGUAUCUAACUAUGUCAUCAACUGCAUUGGUCAUGUUUGCUCGGCUUUCGCCUUUUCUCAUGUCAGUUCAAUAGGCUGAAGGAGUUCCAGCAAUUACCGAUCUAUGAUUCUGGUAUUUCAAGAAGCCUAAUAUAUGUUUUGGAUAUUGAACU